This is a messenger RNA of Actinia tenebrosa (Australian red waratah sea anemone), 1032 nucleotides long. RefSeq names its product dopamine receptor D1-like. NCBI's taxonomy places the organism in Eukaryota, Metazoa, Cnidaria, Anthozoa, Actiniaria, Actiniidae. Gene Ontology annotation, cellular component: membrane. Gene Ontology annotation, molecular function: G protein-coupled receptor activity. Gene Ontology annotation, biological process: G protein-coupled receptor signaling pathway. The record is from RefSeq and is a predicted model, not a curated record.
AUGCCAAUGAAGAAUGCGUCGUGGUCUUUGGAUGAUAUUCAGUGCAGCGCCAUAAACGUUUCCAUUUUGUCAGAACAUGUACCAAAAUGGACAUCUUGGUUCUUCAUCACGUGGUAUGUCCUGGCGAGUGUCUUCAGCAUCUUCUUCAAUCUUGGUGUUUUUGCAUUGUUUUUCCAACACAAGCAUCUUCGAAGCGUGGGAAAUUCAUUUUUCAUGUGUCUUGCUUUAGCGGACCUUCUGAUUGGUGGGCUCGUCAUACCUUGGAAGAUCACGUGCUAUCUUUCUUCUCCUCCACCAAUAGAAAUCCGUUUCAUGGUCGUGUUGGCAGAUUACCUUCUAAGUACCGCUUUUCUAAGUAUCUGUGGGCUCACUUACGAUAGAUAUCAAGCUAUUAUUCAUCCACUGACAUAUGCUUCUAAAGUCAAUUCCAAGACCAUCAAAUUUGCUUAUGUCCUUAUUUGGGCAUUACCCAUAAUACACUUGGUGCGGCUUGUUUGGUAUCUCACCCCAGGAAUAACUGCAUCUUCUAGUGACUCGAAGUUCUCGACGUUCUUAAUUUCUUGCAUGAUAAUCGUAAUAUUAACGGUACUAUUUGCCUAUUGUCGCAUUUACCGUGAAGCCUGCAAUCGUCAAACCCAAGUUACUGACAUCCAAAUAGCAGGACUAACCGGUAAAACCAGAAAAACUGGCAAAACCAGAAAAACCGGUAAAUCCAGAAUAAAUAAAGCGUUUCGCUCUUGUUUAGCGGUGACAUUGUGUUUUGUCGGCUGUUGGAUUCCAAGGUCUGUUUUUCUGGGCAGGAGUUUUCUAAAGUAUCCACGUUCUCUUGCGUGGGAUCUGAUAACGUUUGGUCUAAUGGUCUUAUCAUCUAGUCUUAACCCUAUCCUGUACUCUCUAUAUAGUCAUGAUAUACGCACUGUUAUUCUAACAUCCAGGCUGUUCACUGUUUUGAUGAGGAAGAAACAAGGAGAAAAAGUUUGGGAACAUCGUGGGAUUAUCCUUAACAAAAAGGAGAUCCAGGAUCGGAUUUAG